This is a messenger RNA of Paraphaeosphaeria sporulosa, 1275 nucleotides long. RefSeq lists its product as uncharacterized. NCBI's taxonomy places the organism in Eukaryota, Fungi, Ascomycota, Dothideomycetes, Pleosporales, Didymosphaeriaceae. The transcript has a single exon. Bases 161 to 892 code for a protein of 243 amino acids. The record is from RefSeq and is a predicted model, not a curated record.
CAGGCGACUAUGUCAUGUCUCUCCUGCUGCCCUUCCCAAAAUCAUUUCAGCUGCUAAUCAUGCCCUUGGGACUCUUGUGGUCUAAAAUCUCAAUGUCCUUUGUACAUGUUGGGAAGCCUUUUUCCCGUCUCAACCUCCCAAAACCCGAAAGGAGCACACCAUGUCUCUUCUGCUACUCUUUCAAAAGCAAGAAGUGAUUAUGUCCUUGGGCCUCGGUGGACGAAAAGACGCGCUUCCCCGCCCGGAUGAGAGCGAGUAUCUUCAUCUGUCUCACCUCAACCUCCAAGAAAGCACAUCAAAGUGUCUCCUCCGUUGGCCUCUCCAAAACCAUGUCGCUCGUUCGACAUGUCCUAGUGAUCUUCGUUCACCAAAUAAAGAAAACUUGUCGUGCAUGUUGGCACUCCACGUCCUCCACCUUCUCUCAAAAAGAGGCAUCGAUCGCAAAAUGUCUCUUCCGCUGCCCUUCCAGAAACUUGCUAGCCCUCGAGGUAUGUCCUGGGGAGCCUGUGUGCACGCGAGCUGUGCUGCACGUGCUGGCGCUUCCUCUCCCGUGCCCUACUCUCAAAAGGCCAUUUUCGCGUUCGAUGUCUCCUCCUGGACAUUCCAUGAACUAACAACGCCUGGAAAAUUGUGCUGUCUCCGGCUCGCCACGCCUUACAAAACCGCAAAACUGGAUUCGCCAACUCGAUGCGGGCUUCCAAACCCACGCGCCGAGACCUCGAUGUGUUUGUCGUCCGGAAGAACAGUGUCACAAAGGACCCUUGCGCAGGGUAUACGUGCUUCUCUCUCUCAUUUGACAACAAAAACUUCUGCAACAGCCAUAUGGACACUCAAACCAUCAUGCCCAAGCCCCAUCCCUGUGUCGCAUCCUUCAUGCCCUACUUCAAGAUGAGGAAAGACAUGGUCUGAAGUUGCGGUGGCAACUCAUCAUGCGAGGUGAGUAGGAGCAGGGGGGGCAUGAAUACUACUGCUGCAGGCACUGGAAGUCUUUACUCAUCCGAAAUGGACAGCAUGACCUGGCAGUGAUGACAGGAUACAUCCCAUCCAUCAUCGUCCACUGCAGUUCAUCAGCACCAUCAUCAUCACCGCACUUACCCAUACUAUAAUCUGGAUCCCCACCAUCUUGGCUCCAGAUCACAACCCGAACCACGACUACCCUCACGUACAGCCAAUAACAUUCCCGCAACGCACUACGUGUCUACCCAUCCCUACCAUACCCGAGGCACCACACACUACACGCCCUACUGCGGGCGUUCGGGAAUGUACACCUGACCC